GCCCACUCCGCUCCCGCGGCCGCUCCUCCCUCCGCCCGGAGAGCCGCCGGCGGCGGCCGGAGAGGCCCCUCCUUCGCGUCCUCCUUCUUUCCCUCGCUAGCGCAGCCGCCGACCCGGCUGGGCCCGCGACCCUCCCCGGCCAUGGCCGGCAACGUGAAAAAGAGCUCAGGCGCGGGGGGCGGCGGCGGCUCCGGGGGCUCGGGCGCGGGCGGCCUGAUCGGGCUUAUGAAGGACGCCUUCCAGCCGCACCACCACCACCACCACCUCAGCCCGCACCCGCCGGGGACCGUGGACAAGAAGAUGGUGGAGAAGUGCUGGAAGCUCAUGGACAAGGUGGUGCGGUUGUGUCAAAAUCCAAAGCUGGCACUAAAGAAUAGUCCACCUUAUAUUUUAGACCUGCUGCCCGACACUUACCAGCAUCUUCGUACUAUCUUGUCAAGAUAUGAGGGGAAGAUGGAGACGCUUGGAGAAAAUGAGUAUUUUAGGGUAUUCAUGGAAAAUUUGAUGAAGAAAACUAAACAGACCAUAAGCCUUUUCAAGGAGGGAAAAGAAAGAAUGUAUGAAGAAAAUUCUCAGCCUAGGCGAAACCUCACCAAACUGUCCCUGAUCUUCAGCCACAUGCUGGCAGAACUGAAAGGCAUCUUUCCAAGUGGGCUCUUCCAAGGAGACACAUUUAGGAUCACUAAAGCAGAUGCUGCGGAAUUCUGGAGAAAAGCUUUUGGAGAAAAAACAAUAGUCCCUUGGAAGAGCUUUCGACAGGCCCUACAUGAAGUACAUCCUAUCAGUUCUGGGCUGGAGGCCAUGGCUCUGAAAUCUACCAUUGAUCUGACCUGUAAUGAUUAUAUUUCCGUUUUUGAAUUUGACAUCUUUACACGGCUUUUUCAGCCCUGGUCCUCUUUGCUCAGGAAUUGGAACAGCCUUGCUGUAACGCAUCCUGGUUACAUGGCUUUUCUGACAUAUGAUGAAGUGAAAGCUCGGCUCCAGAAAUUCAUUCACAAACCUGGCAGUUACAUCUUCAGGCUGAGCUGUACCCGUCUGGGGCAGUGGGCUAUUGGGUAUGUUACUGCUGAUGGGAACAUUCUGCAGACAAUCCCUCACAAUAAACCUCUCUUCCAAGCACUGAUUGAUGGCUUCAGGGAAGGCUUUUAUUUAUUUCCUGAUGGACGAAAUCAGAAUCCUGACCUUACAGGCCUAUGUGAACCAACUCCCCAAGACCACAUCAAAGUGACCCAGGAACAAUAUGAACUGUAUUGUGAGAUGGGCUCCACGUUCCAACUGUGUAAAAUAUGUGCUGAAAAUGAUAAGGAUGUAAAGAUUGAGCCCUGUGGACAUCUCAUGUGCACGUCUUGUCUGACAUCCUGGCAGGAAUCAGAAGGUCAGGGCUGUCCUUUCUGCCGAUGUGAAAUCAAAGGUACAGAACCCAUCGUGGUGGAUCCCUUUGACCCUCGAGGAAGUGGCAGCCUACUGAGGCAAGGAGCAGAAGGAGCUCCCUCCCCAAAUUAUGAUGAUGAUGAUGAUGAAAGAGCUGAUGAUUCUCUCUUCAUGAUGAAGGAAUUGGCUGGUGCCAAGGUGGAACGGCCCCCUUCUCCAUUCUCAAUGGCCCCGCAAGCUUCCCUUCCCCCAGUGCCACCGCGACUUGACCUUCUGCAACAGCGUGUGUCUGUUCCUCCAAGUGCUUCUGGUCUAGGAACUGCCCCCAAGGCUGCUGCUUCCUCUCUUCAUAAGGACAAACCGCUGCCAAUACCACCUACUCUUCGAGAUCUUCCACCACCACCCCCUCCAGAACGGCCAUAUGCUGUUGGAACAGAAACCCGACCUCAGAGACGCCCCCUGCCUUGUACACCAGGCGAUUGUCCAUCCAGAGACAAACUGCCCCCUGUACCCUCUAGCCGUCUGGGGGACUCAUGGUUACCCCGGCCAAUCCCCAAAGUACCAGUAGCUACUGCAAGCCCUAGUGACCCCUGGACUGGAAGAGAAUUAACCAACCGACAUUCACUUCCGUUUUCAUUGCCUUCACAAAUGGAGCCCAGAGCAGAUGUGGCUAGGCUUGGAAGCACAUUCAAUCUAGAUACUUCCAUGAAUAUGAGUAACAGUCCAUUAGCAGGUCCAGAAUGCGAGCACCCCAAAAUUAAACCUUCCUCAUCUGCCAAUGCCAUUUAUUCUCUGGCUGCCAGACCCCUUCCAGUGCCAAAACUGCCACCUGGACAACGAGGUGAGAGUGAGGAGGACACAGAGUAUAUGACUCCUUCUUCUAGACCCAUAGGGCUUCAAAAGCCAGAGCUGAAACGGCCUUCAGAGACAACCCAGAGUUCACGAGCGGGUGAUUGUGACCAGCAGAUUGAUAGUUGCACAUAUGAAGCAAUGUAUAAUAUUCAGUCCCAGGCACCAUCUGUCACUGAGAACAGCACCUUUGGUGAAGGCAGCUUGGCUGCAGCCCACACAAACACUGGCCCUGAGGAAUCAGAAAAUGACGAUGACGGCUAUGAUGUCCCUAAGCCACCAGUACCGGCUGUCCUCGCCCGCCGAACUCUCUCAGACAUCUCCAACGCCAGCUCUUCCUUCGGCUGGUUGUCUCUGGAUGGUGAUCCUUCAGCAAAUUUUACUGAGGGUUCUCAAGUUCCUGAGCGGCCCCCAAAACCAUUCCCUCGGAGAAUCAACUCUGAACGGAAAGCAGGUAGCUGUCAGCAAGGUGCUGGUGCUGCCGGGGCCACCCCUGCCGCCACCCCAUCACCGCAGCUCUCCAGUGAGAUUGAGAACCUCAUGAGCCAGGGCUACUCCUACCAGGACAUUCAGAAAGCUUUGGUCAUUGCCCACAACAACAUCGAAAUGGCCAAAAACAUUCUCCGAGAGUUUGUUACUAUUUCAUCCCCUGCUCAUGUGGCCACCUAGCACAGCCCUCCCUGCUAUAGCUACCAAGAUCCAAGAGCUGGGCUCUUGAGGUGCACCUAGGAGGGCUGAAGCUCCUUUGGGGACUUCACAGUGAGGUCCUGCCCUCUCUGUGAGUAUCACACCGUGGUCCCAAGAUUUCAAAGCAGCAGAAUGAAAAUGGAGCAGCUCAUGUGUUUUAUUAUUGUAUUGUUCUUGAAGGUGUCUUUCAGUCCCCGCUUGGAGAGAGUAUGGAUUUUUAUUACAUGGUAGCCUUCUUGGGGAACAGUCCAGAAAGCAGUAGAAUAAGUAUUGUGCUGUAAACCCUAAUUGAGGACUUAAGACUUUCCUUGGUUAAGGAUGUGUUCAUGUGUGUCUGUCUGUCUGUGGUUGUGUGUCCUGUGAUGAUAUGAUUAUCCUGCUGUGUGUGUUAAUUCCAAGUGGGGAAUUAGCACAAGAGGUUCAGGAAGGAAUCUUUUAAAGACUUCCAUCUACUGUGGUAUUCCACCCGACCCCAGUGUGUAUUACAAGUUCAGCACUCCCCUUUGGCUUAGGUUGUCGUGUGCAUAGCUAAAGUGUUAUAUUUUUUAGGACACUCCCUGUCCUUUACCCUCUCAGCCCACCUUCAGUGUUCUGUCGUUGGCAGUGGGCUUGCUGUGACCAGCCUUCCUGAGGCCACGCCCUUGUGGGAUGUUCGGUAUUGUGUGUGAUGGUAUAGGUUUGUUUGGUAGAGAUAGGUAAGAGAGAAAGUACUGUUGCUGUGUUACUGUAGUCAGUUUGCAACUAGCAGCUAACACUGGUCACUCCAAAGUGUUGUUUCUAAAGGAACAUUGAAUUUGUUAAAAUAAGAUAUUUGAAGUAUCCUAAUUAUAUAAUGACUGAUUUGUGAUAGAGGCCUUCAAAUACAUUCCAUGUCCUCCCCAGUAAUUACUCUGUGGGAGUCCGUUGCCUUGAUGCCAGGCAUGUGGUCUGGUAUAGGUCAUGAGUCUUUCUACUUAACGGGAAGAGAUGAGCGUGUUUCUAGGAUUACUUUCUGGCCCAAACACCAUGAAGCUUUUAGGAAAUUUCAUUUUUUAUCUGUUCAGUUUUUCUUUCCAGUUAAUCAGCUUCAGCUUCUAUGGAUAUCUCAUUUUGAACGUGAGCCAGAUUAGAUUUUUUCAGAAAUGACUUUUUAUUUGGCCUUUAAAAAAUGGGUUUAUCACUGGUGGUAGCACAGCAUUUUGCUGAUUAUCAGCACCUUUUCUAUAUUGGUGCCACCCAGUGACUUGGUUUUCUCUUGUGCCUAGGGCUUGGGGCAUGGAAUGUGGCUUUGCUCCAUUUCUUGCCCCUUUCUCUUCCCUCCACGUUACAUGUACACUGUGUUUUUACUCUAGUCAAAGACAGUAUGGAAAAAGGCUGGCAGUUUUAUGGAAUUGCAAGUUCACGAAGAAGAUUCAGAGUUCAGUUGGGAGACCCACUUGUGAAGUCUGCGCAGCGGCCCCUAGAGUUGAGUUUGUUCUCUGGAGUCUUUUACUGAUUCCCUAGCAGUGUUUGCUCCUUCCCCUUGCCAGAAGCAAGCCUGCGUGUCUGAGUACGUUCCUCAAGACCUGGUCUAGACAAAAAUGACCCUCCUAAAGCCAGCUUUCUUUCCAGCUUUCCGAGUCUUCUCAUAGUAUCCAUCUGCUCCACAGUCUUUGUGUUUCAUCCUCUUGGCUCAAGCUAUUUAUAUUCCCAAAGCAGACAGUACGGGGCCUUGUGAUGACUUGCUGUAGUUCCCUAGUUGUCAUCUCCUGUCUCUCCUGGAGGGGAGGAAACAGUGGAGCCCCCAGUGGGUACAGGAGGUACUGCACCAGGAUGGAGGGAGGCGGGGAAAGUGGCAGUGAGUAAGAAACAGUAGCCUAACAUUCACUUCUAAAAGCUGGUAGCGUUUAGUUUUGCAUUUUGCUUAAAUACUAAAAGCCUAGACAAGGAACUAGGAAAGGAAAAAUGCCUGGGCUAUACAGAUUAUAAUAUUUUUCUCUAGAUAUUACCUAGUAGUUUGAAGAUCUGUCAAGAAAAUAAAGCUCUGGCUGCAUCUCUUCUGCCUGUUCAGUGCAUUCCCAUCCUCCAUGAGAUUAUUGUCCAUACUGACCAGGCUGAAGGUCUUUCCUUCCUCUCCUGAAUACCUGUGUGGCUCUUCAGUCAGGCCUGACACUGACAGUCCAGGCCUCUGUGAUGAACAUGUGCACACUCAUGGCCUUGGGUAGUGGUUUGUCAGGUGAAUAUCUGCAGGUGUUGAAGAUUUUGGACCAUUAUAUCGUGCUCAUUCCUCUGACUGGUGCGUGGAGAACAUGCCAGGGUCUGGGCUGGAAAUUGAGAACCUUAGGAAUGUUGUCACACAAGUCUUGUUUAGAGGAUAGUCUCAAAAUGUGACUUCCUUUUGUUUUCCUUUAAGGCAUCUACUCUUUAUCCUCCAUUUGUAUUCUGAUUUGGUGGGGGCAGAGGUCACUGGGGAUUGAGCCCAGGGCCUUUGCAUUGAGCUAUGUUCCUAGCCCCUUUUUAAAUUUUGGGAUAAAGUCUUA
This is a messenger RNA of Chinchilla lanigera (long-tailed chinchilla), 5405 nucleotides long. It is a transcript of the gene Cbl, whose product is annotated as Cbl proto-oncogene, E3 ubiquitin protein ligase. Gene Ontology annotation, cellular component: plasma membrane; membrane raft. NCBI's taxonomy places the organism in Eukaryota, Metazoa, Chordata, Mammalia, Rodentia, Chinchillidae. Gene Ontology annotation, biological process: negative regulation of epidermal growth factor-activated receptor activity; cell surface receptor signaling pathway. Gene Ontology annotation, molecular function: receptor tyrosine kinase binding; ubiquitin protein ligase activity; SH3 domain binding. The record is from RefSeq and is a predicted model, not a curated record.